Molecule: messenger RNA, 2545 nt
Organism: Cavia porcellus (domestic guinea pig)
Lineage: Eukaryota; Metazoa; Chordata; Mammalia; Rodentia; Caviidae
Gene: Ddx56
Product: DEAD-box helicase 56
Exons: 14
Coding region: 355-2178 (607 amino acids)
Molecular function (GO): nucleic acid binding; RNA helicase activity; ATP binding
Source: RefSeq, a predicted model, not a curated record
GCAGGUAGGAGUCUUGACACUUUGUUCUUAUCCCAGGGAGACCUCUGACCCCAUAGAUCUGCAACCUCGCUGCGUGGGGCCAGACUGCGAUCCGGCGUGGGGUCCCUAGACCAUCGCCUUCACUAAUCAUAACCAGACGGAAAAUCCCCCCCAACACUUCCCGGGGUCUGAAGAUCCCGGGAACCCGGAGCUGGACGGUGCUGAGCGCUGCGCAGCCGCAGGCCGCCUCGGGAUACGCCGGAAGCUUACGCGCCAGCAGUUCCGGGGAGUGCCUGUUUUUCCGAAGCUGAUUGGUUGACGCUCCCAUAUGCUCACGUGUUUCUGGCUGCGCGUGCUUACUGUCAGUGUGGAACCAUGGCGGAGCUGGAGAGUCUGGGCUUCGAACACAUGGGCUUGGAUCCCCGGCUUUUGCAGGCAGUCGCCGACUUGGGCUGGUCGCGGCCCACGCUGAUCCAAGAAAAGGCCAUCCCGCUGGCGCUGGAGGGGAAGGACCUGUUGGCUCGGGCGCGCACGGGCUCCGGAAAGACGGCCGCGUACGCUAUUCCGAUGCUGCAGCUGCUGCUCCACCGAAAGGCGACAGGUCCUGUGGUGGAACAGGCUGUGAAAGCCCUCAUCCUUGUUCCUACCAAGGAGCUGGCCCGGCAGGCCCAGUUCAUGAUUCAGCAGCUGGCUGCCUAUUGUGCUCGAGAUGUGCGAGUGGCCAAUGUUUCAGCUGCUGAAGACACAGCCUCACAGAGAGCCAUGCUGAUGGAGAAGCCAGAUGUGGUUGUGGGGACCCCAUCCCGCAUAUUAAACCACUUGCAGCAGGACAACCUGAAACUGCGUGACUCCCUGGAGCUGCUGGUGGUGGAUGAAGCUGACCUUCUGUUUUCCUUUGGUUUUGAGGACGACCUCAAGAGUCUUCUCUGUCACUUGCCUCGGAUUUACCAGGCUUUUCUUAUGUCAGCUACUUUUAAUGAGGAUGUGCAGGCGCUCAAGGAACUGGUGCUACAUAACCCAGUUACGCUCAAGUUGCAGGAGUCCCAGCUGCCAGGGCCAGACCAGUUACAGCAGUUCCAGGUGGUCUGCGAGACUGAGGAAGACAAGUUUCUGCUGCUCUAUGCCCUACUCAAGCUGUCCCUGAUCCGGGGCAAGUCGCUGCUCUUUGUCAACAGCCUGGAGCGGAGUUACCGGCUGCGCCUCUUCCUGGAACAGUUCAGCAUCCCAACCUGCGUGCUCAAUGGUGAGCUCCCGCUGCGCUCCAGGUGUCACAUCAUCUCUCAGUUCAACCAAGGCUUCUACGACUGUGUCAUAGCAACAGAUUCUGACGUCCUCGGGGCCCCAGCCAAGGGCAAGCAGCGGGGCCGAAAGCCCAAAGGAGAUAAGGCCUCGGACCCAGAGGCUGGUGUGGCCCGGGGCAUAGACUUCCACCAUGUGUCCGCAGUGCUCAACUUUGACCUUCCCCCCACCCCUGAAGCCUACAUCCACCGGGCUGGGAGGACAGCACGUGCCAACAACCCCGGCAUCGUGCUGACCUUUGUGCUGCCCACCGAGCAAUCGCAGCUGCGCAGGAUUGAGGAGCUCCUCACUGAUGAGGGCGAGGCCUCUGCCCUGCUUCCCUACCAGUUCCACAUGGAGGAGAUUGAGGGCUUCCGCUAUCGAUGCAAGGACGCCAUGCGCUCAGUGACGAAGCAGGCCAUCCGGGAGGCACGGCUGAAGGAGAUCAAGGAGGAGCUGCUACACUCUGAGAAACUCAAGACAUAUUUCGAGGACAAUCCCCGGGACCUGCAGCUACUGCGGCAUGACCUGCCCCUGCACCCCGCGGUGGUGAAGCCACAUCUGGGCCAUGUCCCUGACUACCUGGUUCCUCCAGCUCUACGUGGCCUUGUGCGCACUCACAGGAAGCGGAAGAAGCUGGCCCCUGGCAGGAAGGCUAAGACUCUGCCCUGUAGAAGGUUAAGAAGACCCAGAAUCCACUGCGCAGCUUUAAGCACAGAGGGAAGAAGUCCCAACCUGCAGCAGCGCCAUCCUGAGGCCGGCAGGCCCACGUGCCCGGGAAGAGACACCCAGGGGACUCGGUGGCUCCUGCCCUGUACCCCAGCGUUCCGAAUGGGGCACACAGGGCUGGGGGACUGGGCCAGCCCUGCCAGGCUGCCUUCUCCUGAGAUUCCAGCAGGAUGCAGUGUCACGUGCCUGUGAUCCUAGCUACACUGAUGGAGGCUGAUGGAGGAAGAUUGUGAACUUGAAGCCAGCCUGAGCACCUCUCAAAAUCCGAAAGGAAAAGGGCAGGGGAUGUAGCUCAAUGCAGGGGCUCAGAAUUCCAUCCCUAGUACUGCAAAAGCAGACCAACCACAAAAUAAACCUCUACCAUCCAGACUGGUCCCUCAGCCCUCACAGCUUGCAGCACCGUGUGCGGCCAGCAGAGGGCAGCGGUGCCCAACCAAGUCUCCCAUGUGAUCCCCUAUGGCCCCAAGAGCCCUGCUACACUGCCCUGGGAGCUGUGUCCUGGGAGAUGUCCUUCCUACUGUGAUCGGCCUGCUCCGCAACAUGCGUAUUGUGUUCAGAA